AUGCUUAUCAUUCUGUACAUGCUGCUUUUUCAUAACCUUAAUGCAAAGGAGGAAAAAACAUUUUGCAAAAUGAUGGGAGACCCUAAAUACCCACUGCUGUAUAAGGAUGGAGAUAUUAUUAUUGGAGGACUUUUUGCAAUUCACAGUAAAGAGACAUUACCUUCUUUUGAGUUCACACAAAAACCUCAGCCUCUCUCAUGCUCCAGUGUGAAUCUAAGAGAUUUUCGGAUUGCUCAGAUUAUGACAUUUGCAAUUGAGGAGAUAAACAGAAAUACAUAUUUGCUCCCAAAUGUUUCUAUUGGCUACAGAAUUUAUGAUAGUUGUGGUUCAAGACUGUCGUCUAUGAGUGCAAUUAUAGCUUUGAUGAAUAAUCAGGAAUUUGCAGCAGGUCAAAGAUGCAAUGGACAGACUCCUAUACAUGCUAUCAUAGGAGAAACUGAGUCGUCAACCACAGUGAUUCUGUCCAGAACCACAGGACCUUUUAAAAUCCCAGUGAUAAGUCACUCAGCAUCAUGUGAAUGUCUCAGUAAUAGGAAAGAUUUUCCGUCUUUCUUCAGGACUAUUGCUAGUGAUUAUCAUCAGAGUAGAGCACUUGGAUACAUAGUCAAGCACUUCGGCUGGUCUUGGGUGGGAACUGUGAACAGUGACAAUGACUAUGGAAACAAUGGAAUGGCCAUAUUUCUGACUGCAGCCCAGGAAGAGGGCAUUUGUGUAGAGUACUCUGUGAAAUUCUACAGAACAGAGCCUGAAAAACUCCUCAGGGUAGUAAAUGUAAUUAAACAUAGCACAGCAAAAGUAAUUGUUGUAUUUAUUUCACUAAUUGAGAUGAGUUUGCUAACUGAGCAGCUAAGUAUACAGAACAUUACAGGCCUUCAAAUGAUAUCUGGGGAGGGAUGGAUAACUGCCAAGAAUUUGAUCAAUCCAAACAGUUUUCGUGUGCUGGGAGGAUCACUGGGUUUUGCAUUUAGAAAAAUCAACAUAGAAGGGUUUUCUGAUUAUGUUAUAAAGGCAUUUUGGGACAAAGCUUUUCAAUGCUCACAAGGAGAUGGAAAUUCAUCCCAAGAUGCAUUCAACUGCAGCAGAUAUCAGGAUCUGCUGGUGCUAAAAAACUAUAAUGAAGAUGUGCCAGAACAAAGAUAUACAAGCAAAGCUUACAAGUCAAUAUAUGCUGUGGCUUAUUCAUUACACAGACUUCUCAAAUGCAAAGCACAAGAUGGUUGUGAGAAAGACUUGACAAUACAACCACAGCAGGUGGUUGAUGGUUUGAAAAAAGUAAAUUUCACAGACACUUAUGGAGAUCGUGUGUGGUUUGACAGCACUGGGAGUGCUGUGCCGCAGUAUGAAAUUGUGAACUGGCAGCAGGAUUUUGAUGGAUCAAUUCAGUUUAAAGCAGUGGGUUACUAUGAUGCAUCACUGCCCCCUGACCAGCGCUUUGUGAUUAACACUGAAAACAUCAUCUGGGCUGGAGGACAGCUGCAGAAGCCAAUGUCUGUGUGCAGUGAGAGUUGUCCUCCUGGCACUAGGAAGGCUGGACAGAAAGGAAGACCUGUCUGCUGUUAUGACUGUAUUCCAUGUGCAGAUGGAGAAAUCAGUAAUGAGACAGAUUCAAAUAACUGUAUGCAGUGUCGAGGGGAAUUCUGGUCUAAUGCUGAUAAAAAUAAAUGUGUGUUAAAGACUGUAGAGUUUCUGUCAUACACAGAAUUCAUGGGUAUAGUGCUGGUCUUUUUCUCACUGUUUGGUGUAGGAAUAACUAUACUGGUCACAGUCCUGUUUUACAGUAAGAAGGACACCCCCAUAGUGAAAGCCAACAACUCAGAGCUGAGCUUCCUGCUGCUCUUCUCAUUGACUCUGUGUUUUCUCUGUUCACUUACUUUCAUUGGUCGCCCCACUGAGUGGUCUUGUAUGUUACGUCACACAGCGUUUGGGAUCACUUUUGUACUCUGUAUCUCUUGUGUUCUAGGGAAAACAAUAGUUGUGUUAAUGGCCUUCAAAGCCACAUUUCCAGGAAGUAAUGUCAUGAAAUGGUUUGGGCCCCCACAACAGAGAUUCAGUGUUCUUGCCUUUACACUUAUACAGAUUCUUAUCUGUGUGCUUUGGCUAACAAUAUCUCCUCCUUUUCCCUAUAUGAAUAUGAAAUAUUAUGAAGAGAAGAUCAUUCUUGAGUGUAGUCUGGGUUCUACUGCUGGUUUUUCUGCUGUACUGGGUUAUAUUGGUCUACUGGCUCUCUUGUGCUUCAUUCUUGCUUUUCUGGCUCGGACACUGCCUGAUAACUUCAAUGAAGCUAAAUUCAUCACAUUCAGUAUGCUCAUCUUCUGUGCUGUGUGGAUCACAUUUAUUCCAGCUUAUGUCAGUUCUCCUGGAAAAUUUACUGUAGCUGUGGAGAUAUUUGCCAUUUUAGCAUCAAGUUAUGGUUUAUUAUUCUGUAUAUUUGCACCUAAAUGUUACAUUAUUUUGUUUAAGCCUGAACAAAAUUCAAAGCAACAUGUGAUGGGAAAAACGCAAAUUAAAUCCUACUGA
This is a messenger RNA of Triplophysa dalaica, 2517 nucleotides long. Its product is annotated as extracellular calcium-sensing receptor-like. The coding region runs from base 1 to 2517 and encodes 838 amino acids. The record is from RefSeq and is a predicted model, not a curated record. Gene Ontology annotation, biological process: G protein-coupled receptor signaling pathway. Gene Ontology annotation, cellular component: membrane. Lineage: Eukaryota; Metazoa; Chordata; Actinopteri; Cypriniformes; Nemacheilidae. Gene Ontology annotation, molecular function: G protein-coupled receptor activity. The transcript is spliced from 6 exons.